CAACCACCAUUCAGCCAACAUGUCGAGGCCAUCGAGGGCUCUCCUCGUGGUGGCCCUGGCCUCCCUCGCCACCCUCCAUGGGCUCUCCGGCGUCGACGCGACCGUGGCGGAGACAUGCUCGGCGGCGUCCAACAGCGACCGGCGCGUCAACUACGACUUCUGCGUGUCGGAGCUGAACAAGCACCGCGACAGCCCCGGCGCGGACGCCUGGGGCCUGGCCAAGGUGGCGGCCAACGUCGGAGUCAACAACGCCGGCGCCGCCGUCAACGACAUGGAGGCCCUGCUCGCCGCCAAGCAGCCGCCGCCGGACGCGAGGGCGACCGCCGCGCUGCGGCUGUGCGAGAAGCUCUACUACGACAUGGAGCUCGCGUUCGCGGGGGCCUACGACGAGACCAACGCGCGCAACUACACGGCGGGGAAGCAGAUGGCCGCCGACGCCGACUCGCUGGUGCGCCGGUGCACCGGCGGCUUCUCCGAGGCCGGGCUCCAGCCGCCGGAGCCGGUGGCGCGGCGCAGCGCCUACGCCGUGCAGAUCGCCAUCGUGUGCACGGCCAUCACGAACCUCCUCAUCAGUCCAUGAAGUGACGCGUCCACGAUUUGGAUCGCCAACAGGAUGUUCUCUUUUCCUCGAGGCUUAUUAACGAUCUUGUAGCAAAAUAAUCGGAAGGUUCUUCCAGCAGUAAAUGGUACGUAGGUAGGUUUUGCUUGCUUUA
Molecule: messenger RNA, 713 nt
Organism: Panicum hallii
Lineage: Eukaryota; Viridiplantae; Streptophyta; Magnoliopsida; Poales; Poaceae
Product: pectinesterase inhibitor 8-like
Exons: 1
Coding region: 20-580 (186 amino acids)
Molecular function (GO): enzyme inhibitor activity
Source: RefSeq, a predicted model, not a curated record